Molecule: messenger RNA, 1213 nt
Organism: Diorhabda carinulata
Lineage: Eukaryota; Metazoa; Arthropoda; Insecta; Coleoptera; Chrysomelidae
Product: actin-3-like
Exons: 6
Coding region: 42-1169 (375 amino acids)
Source: RefSeq, a predicted model, not a curated record
UUAUUUAUAAUUUACCACAUUUUAGAGAAAAUCUUCGAAAAAUGUGUGAAGAUAUUACUGCUCUUGUUAUUGACAACGGAUCUGGGAUGUGUAAAGCGGGAUUUGCUGGAGAUGAUGCUCCUAGAGCGGUUUUUGCUAGCGUGGUAGGCAGACCUAGAUAUCAGGGUGUAAUGGUAGGAAUGGGCCAAAAAGACUCUUACGUAGGAGACGAGGCCCAAACAAAACGAGGUGUUUUAUCAGUGAAAUACCCGAUCGAACAUGGAAUCAUUAGUAAUUGGGACGACAUGGAAAAAGUUUGGCAUCAUACGUUUUUCAACGAAUUAAGGAUUUCUCCAGAAAAUCAUCCAGUUUUAUUAACGGAAGCUCCUUUAAAUCCAAAAAUUAACAGAGAAAAGAUGACUCAAAUAAUGUUUGAAACUUUCAACUGUCCCGCAAUGUACGUUGCGAUUCAAGCAGUUCUAUCUUUGUAUGCCAGUGGAAGAACUACUGGUAUAGUGAUGGAUUCUGGCGAUGGAGUUUCGCAUACAGUACCUAUUUAUGAGGGAUAUGCUUUACCCCACGCGAUUCUGCGUAUGGAUCUAGCUGGACGGGAAUUAACAGAUUAUCUAAUGAAGCUUUUAACAGAACGAGGAUAUAGCUUCACCACAAGUGCUGAAAGGGAAAUUAUCAGAGAUCUUAAAGAAAAAAUUUGUUACGUAGCUUUAGAUUUUGAUCAAGAUUUAGCAAUAGCGCGAAAUACCACUUGUCUAGAAAAAUCGUACGAGCUGCCAGACGGACAAAUAAUUACUCUUGGGAACGAGAGAUUCCGUUGUCCUGAAGCUAUGUUCCAGCCAUCUUUAAUAGGCAUGGAAAUACCCGGUAUAGCUGAGACUACAUAUUUAUCCAUAAUGAGAUCCGAUAUGGAUAUCAGAAAAGAUCUAUAUGCCAACACAGUAUUAUCCGGCGGAAGUACAAUGUUUCCAGGAGUUGCCGACCGAAUACAGAAAGAGAUAGCUGCGUUAGCACCAGCUUCAAUGAAAAUCAAAAUUAUAGCACCUCCUGAAAGAAAAUACUCAGUAUGGAUAGGUGGCAGUAUACUUGCUAGUCUCACCACCUUCCAACAAAUGUGGAUAUCCAAAGAAGAAUACGAAGAAGCCGGAUCUCUUAUCGUACAUAGAAAGUGCUUUUAAAUAAUAUAUUUUUUAUAUUUGCAAAUAAAUAUUGUUUAACUUGA